Molecule: messenger RNA, 1300 nt
Organism: Medicago truncatula (barrel medic)
Lineage: Eukaryota; Viridiplantae; Streptophyta; Magnoliopsida; Fabales; Fabaceae
Exons: 4
Coding region: 150-1073 (307 amino acids)
Molecular function (GO): zinc ion binding; nucleic acid binding
Source: RefSeq, a predicted model, not a curated record
AUCUGUAUGCCAACUUUAAGAAAAGGUUUGGUGGAGGCACUCUAAUAAGAGAUCUCAUGAUGGGGGCAGCUAAGGCAACCUACUUGCAAGCUUGGGAGAAGAAGAUGUCAUAGUUGAAAGCGGUCAAUCCGAAGGCAUGGGAGUGGCUGAUGGGUUUUCCCACAAAGUUGUGGUGUAAGCAUGCUUUGUCUUUUUAUCCUAAGUGUGAUGUAUUAAUGAAUAAUAUUUCAGAGGCAUUCAAUAGUACUAUCUUGGGUGCUAGGGCCAAGCCAGUUUUAACUAUGUGUGAAUGGAUUAGGCUUUAUUUGAUGAAUAGGAUGGCAACUUUACAGUAUAAACUAGGUAGGUACGAAGGUAGGAUAAUGCCUACACCUAUGAAGAGAUUAAAUAAGGAGAUUGAACUUAGUGGAGGAUGGUCACCACACUGGUCUACACCAACAUCUUUUCAAGUUACUCAUCAUCUUAAAAGCAGUGGUUUUAUUGUUAACUUAGAUAAAAUGACUUGCACAUGCAACUUUUGGGAGUUAGUAGGCAUACCUUGUAGACAUGUUGUAGCAGCUAUGGGUUUUAUAAAUCAAAAUCCUGAGGACUUUGUUGAUCAAUAUUAUUCAAGGGAAGCAUAUGAACUUUGUUAUAGUUUUAGUGUUAGUCCUAUUAAUGGUCAAGAUAUGUGGCCUACUGUUGAAGUUGAAGACAUGCUCCCCCCACAAUACAAGAGAGGUCCUGGUAGACCAAAAAAGCUGAGGAGAAGGGAAGCUGAUGAAAACCCAAAGACCGGAAAACCUAAUACUAGGGGUCUUAAUAGGUGCACAAAUUGUGGCCAGCCCGGUCAUAAUGCUAGGGGUUGCAAAAGAACAGAAGUAAACCCAUCUGCACAGCAAAGAAAGAGAAAACCCAAAAAAAAUGCUCAUGCAGCGACUACCUCCAAUGCACCUGCAACUGCUGCUUCAAAUGCAGAAACACCUUCUAAUACACCUGUCACUACUGCUUCAAAUGCACCUGUUGUGACUGCAUCCAGUGCCCAAGUUCCACAUGUUACUAUUGUGCCUGUUUUGAUUGCAUCUGGUGCCUAAGUUUCACAUGUUACUGCUGCACCCAUUAAAAAGUCAGUUAAAUGACGGCGACGAUGAUGAAAUUGUAGCAGCUGUCGAGGAAGCAGAACGUGCACUUGGCAUUAAAACGGUUCAUGCAAGCCAACCCACACCAUCUUUGAAAAUUCAAAGGCAAAUUGCCAAACCAUUAAGUUGCACUGCACCACAAAAGGGAAAGAAGCGAAAACCAACCGGGCCAUCAAGGGUGA